Molecule: messenger RNA, 2253 nt
Organism: Candoia aspera
Lineage: Eukaryota; Metazoa; Chordata; Lepidosauria; Squamata; Candoiidae
Product: vomeronasal type-2 receptor 26-like
Exons: 7
Coding region: 1-2253 (750 amino acids)
Biological process (GO): G protein-coupled receptor signaling pathway
Cellular component (GO): plasma membrane
Molecular function (GO): G protein-coupled receptor activity
Source: RefSeq, a predicted model, not a curated record
AUGGAGAAGACCUGCACGGCCACCAUAUACUUACCCUUGGUGCUCAGGAAAGGUGGCAAUGCAUACUGGUAUCUUCUGUCCUUUCUUUUUGCCAUUCGUGAGAUCAACCAGAAUCCCUGGGUUUUGCCCAAUGUCACCCUGGGUUAUGACAUCUAUGAGAACUAUUAUGACGCACGAAUGACCUCUGAUGCCCUGGCAGACUUGCUCUCCACCGGAGAGGCAAAUGUUCCAAACUACAGGUGUGGGAGAGAAAAGAGGUUGCUGGCUGUGAUUGAAGGGGCUGAGUCUGACAUUUCUGAGCAGAUUUCCACCUUGUCCAGCCUCUACAAAAUGCCACAGGUCAGUUACGGUUUUGUGUCUGAGACUCUGAAUGAUAAGACUCGGUUCCCCUUCAUCUACCGGUUGGUCCCCAAAGAAGAUUACUUGUAUUGGGGCAUUGCCAAAUUGCUCCACCAUUUUGGGUGGAACUGGGUCGGUCUCCUUGCACCAGACACUGAAAACGGAGAAAGAUUCCUACAGACUUUGAACCCCAUAUUAACCAGGAGCACAAUUUGCGUGGCCUUCUCCGUGAGCAUCCCAAUGUUGCCCUGGAAAAUGGGACUGCUGUCCAAGGAACCAUCUACCAUGUGGAAUCAUGCCUUUGAUUGCUUGUAUUCUAAACUCUUAUCCUCUGUGAAAGGGCGGAUGAGGUGCCGGGAGAAAGAGGAUCUGGAGACCCUGCCAGAAGAGGUGCUGGAAAAAACCCUCUCUCUGGACGGCUACGGUAUUUACAACCUUGCCUGGGCAGUUGCUCGGGCUUCACACGCUGCAUACUUAUCCAGGUCCAAGUGGAAAGCAAAGAAGGAAAGGGAUCACAGGCUGGUCCUUCAGGCGUGGCAGCUUCAUUCUUUCCUGGGAGAUGCCCACUUCUACAAUACUGGCAUGGAUGGAGUGUAUCUAGAUGAGAAAGGGGAUCUCGCUGCCAAAGUUGAUAGUGUGAAUUGGGUGCCCUUUCCCAAUCAGUCUUUUGGGGCAGUGAAGUUUGGGAGGAUAGAUAGACCAUGGGGGUCGCAAGAUCUGGAAUUCAUCCUUGACCAGGAGGCCACAAAUUGGUCCCAGCAGUUUAACCAGUCCCUCCCUCGCUCCAGGUGUACCGAAAGCUGUCACCCCGGCCAAGCCAAGGUGGUCCUAGAAGGAAGGCCUCUCUGCUGCUACGGGUGUGUCUCGUGUGCAGAAGGCUCCAUCUCCACUCAGGAAGAUGCCGAGCAGUGCAGAAGGUGUCCAGCAGAUCACCGUCCAAAUAAGGAGCAAGACAAAUGCCUCCCCAAGGAGGUCACCUUCCUGUCAUACCAAGAAGACUUGGGGAUGAUCCUGGCUUCCUUUGCCCUCAUCAUGUCUUUGGUCACAGCCUUGGUUUUAGCAAUCUUCAUCAGAUUCUUAGAAACUCCCAUAGUCAAGGCCAACAACCGGGACCUCUCCUACAUCCUCCUGGUCUCUCUGCUGCUUUCCUUCUUGACCUCCCUUCUCUUUAUUGGCUGUCCAAGACCGGCCACCUGCCUGCUCCGACAAACCGCCUUCGGCAUCAUCUUCUCCAUUGCCGUCUCUUCUGUCUUGGCCAAAACAAUCACAGUGGUGCUGGCUUUCCUGGCCACGAAUCCUGGGAACACCAUGAGGAGAUGGCUGGGAAAAACUCUGGCCAACUCCAUUGUCCUUUCUUGCUCCAGUCUCCAAGUUGUCAUCUGUAUCAUCUGGCUGGGAGUUUCCCCCCCAUUCCCUGAAUCUGACCUGCACUCCCAGCCAGAGAAGAUUGUCUGGCAGUGCAAUGAAGGCUCUGUGGCCAUGUUUUAUGGUGUCCUUGGCUACAUGGGCUUCCUAGCUGCCAUCUGCUUCAUGGUGGCUUUCCUGGCCAGGAACCUGCCCGGGGCCUUCAACGAAGCCAAGCUGAUCACCUUCAGCAUGCUGGUCUUCUGCAGCGUCUGGGUCUCCUUUGUGCCCACCUACCUGAGCACCAAGGGGAAGUACAUGGUGGCCGUGCAGGUCUUCUCCAUCUUGGCCUCCAGUGCUGGCCUGCUGGGCUGCAUCUUCAUCCCCAAGUGCUACAUAAUAUUGUUACGACCUGAUCUGAAUACAAAGGAGCACUUAACGACACAAACUAGAGAUAGUUUGAACAGGAAUGCAAAAGACUCCUAUCCUUCUCAUAACCCUCUGAAAGGUUGUCACAGUCGGAUUCCCUCUAGAUCUUCUGGGAGAGUUAACUUUGGUGGAUCUGUCUGA